AUGGCUUGCGGAAAAAGGGGGGCAACCGUAUGGAGCGUGAUGGUGGCGUUCAAGUCUGGAUCACCGAGGGAAGAAAAGGAAGGAGCGGAAAUGGCGCAAAGCAGAAUCCAAAGAAAGGGCUUGACGACACAAAGUGGGAGGAAAACGAGGACAAGAUUCACAGAGGAAGAGGAAGAGGAAGAGGAUGAGGAAGAGGAUGAGGAAGAGGAUGAGGAGAAGGAGACUUUGUCCCCCACGAGCAGCCGAGUUUGCACAACAACAACCGCUGCCGUUUACCGACAGCCGGUCCCGCUUGCUUCAUGA
Messenger RNA from Ustilago hordei, 303 nucleotides. RefSeq lists its product as uncharacterized. The transcript has a single exon. Bases 1 to 303 code for a protein of 100 amino acids. The record is from RefSeq and is a predicted model, not a curated record. Lineage: Eukaryota; Fungi; Basidiomycota; Ustilaginomycetes; Ustilaginales; Ustilaginaceae.